CAGUAAUAUAUUUUUCCAAGGUCCCCUCCCUCUUUCCUUCCUCUCUCUUCUCUUCUUCUCUUUGCAUUUCCCUAAAAUUACACAAAUAAGCUCCCUUUGUUGUGUUUACCUUGAAUCGUGAACCAUUUUAAUUUCUCUCCGUUCUUUGCACAAAGAGAAGAGAUUUAUAUAUACAAAUUUUGUCUUUCUCUCUUUUUUCUCACUCAUCACUUUUCUGAUUCUUUCUUUCUUUACAUCUCUCUCUCCCCUCCUCUCUGAUAAAUAGACAGACCGAUCUAACUGGACAACAACAAACCACUUCACCUCUCUGUUGUUGUUGUUGAUUUGUUUUUGAUCAUAAAACAAUCAAACUUACAUCUCCAUCUACUUCAUUUCAUUAAGACUGUGGGAAACUAAAGCUGGAACCUUAUGUAGUGUUGGAUGUUAUCUAUCAGCUGGACUGGGGCUUGGUGCACACUUAUUAUGAAGUUUUCUGCCAAAUAAUAAAGCAAAAAAAUGUGGAAUUCUUGACUGAACUUGCCGUAGUUACGUUGGAUAAUAUUGAACCCCAGGAGGGGGAAUUGCAGAAUUUGUGUGCUGAACUCUCCAACUGUGAAGAAGCUGAAAAGCAAAUAGUAUAGCCGGAUAUGGUCCCUACGAUAUUACUCUAAGCAUAACCAGUACAUAAAGAAAGGUAUUUGAGCAGAUGGCCUUUUAUACAGAGGAAGAACAAACUGAGGAUUAUCUUUUCAAGGUUGUUUUAAUUGGUGAUUCAGCUGUCGGUAAGUCAAACUUGCUAGCAAGAUUUGCUAGGGAUGAGUUCUACCCAAAUUCUAAAUCAACCAUAGGAGUUGAGUUCCAAACUCAAAAGAUGGAUAUUGAUGGGAAGGAAAUUAAAGCUCAAAUUUGGGAUACAGCAGGCCAAGAACGAUUUAGAGCCGUGACAUCUGCAUACUAUAGAGGUGCUGUUGGAGCUCUUGUGGUUUACGAUAUCAGCAGACGUCAGACAUUUGAUAGUAUCGGCAGAUGGCUUAACGAACUUCACACUCACUCGGAUAUGAAUGUGGUUACCAUUCUUGUUGGGAACAAAUCUGAUUUGAGAGAUGCUAGGGAGGUAACAAUGGAGGAGGGGAAGUCCCUAGCAGAAGCUCAGGGGUUGUUUUUUAUGGAAACUUCAGCGCUUGACUCAUCCAAUGUCAAAGCUGCUUUCCAGACUGUCGUUAAGGAAAUAUAUAACAUCUUGAGCCGAAAAGUUAUCCUCUGUCAAGAGAACAAGAAACAAGAUACUGGAUGGAUGGAGAAUGGGAAGACUGUGGUGGUACAGGCUCCGAACCAUGAAGCAGAUUCACAAACUAAAAGGUGUUGUUCGUCCUAGAGCAGCGCGAACUUUGUUGUAGUCUCAGUUAAGAGCUGACCCAGGCACAAGUGAUCAAAGAAUCUACCCAGAAACAAGGGCACUCUUUUGUUUACUUUUUUUUUUUUUUUGCUUUGUCCUUCCCUAUUUUAUGUUUUACAUGCACUUCACUUAUGGCCUUGUGUGGCCUUAAUGGAGAAGAUCUAAAAAUAUAGCUUGGGACGAGCACCACCAUGUAGAUCAUCCUGUAAAAGACACUGUUUUAAGUCGUCUGAAAUGUGUUCAAUGCUGUCACGUAGAGGAAUACAUCAGUCACGAAUUUU
Messenger RNA from Papaver somniferum (opium poppy), 1656 nucleotides. RefSeq names its product ras-related protein RABA5a-like. The record is from RefSeq and is a predicted model, not a curated record. Gene Ontology annotation, molecular function: GTPase activity; GTP binding. Lineage: Eukaryota; Viridiplantae; Streptophyta; Magnoliopsida; Ranunculales; Papaveraceae. The transcript is spliced from 4 exons. Gene Ontology annotation, cellular component: endosome. The coding region runs from base 686 to 1354 and encodes 222 amino acids.